Messenger RNA from Dentiscutata erythropus, 994 nucleotides. The record is from the annotation of a GenBank genome assembly. NCBI's taxonomy places the organism in Eukaryota, Fungi, Glomeromycota, Glomeromycetes, Diversisporales, Gigasporaceae.
AAAACUCAAAUAUAUGACAAAAAACGUUGAUGUUUUUGAUUCUUUUCCGACUUCUCAGCUAUCUAAUCUUCCCACCCUAACUAAUAAGACUGUGAUUUCGUCUAUUGUCAGAAGGAUCGUGUGGUAUCCUGUGAUACCAUUGAUAACUCAAUUUUUUAGCUCUUUCGUUGAAACCUACGCUUAUUUUAAUCAUGUUACCUCCUAUCCUUUAUUUUUAGUUUGCUUUGUUGGCAUAUCACUUCAAGGAUUGCUAAAUACUUUAGUAUUUUCUCAAGAUAUUGCUGUUAUCCGCGCUUUCCAGGCCAUUAAACUACAAUGGUGGAUCUCCAAUGUUAACUCUUAUGAGUCUCACUAUCCUUACAACAAAGCCAUAAAAGAUGAAUUUAGCAUGCCAGAAAAAUUGAAUGAUUUUGUUGAGUUGAAAGCUCUAAAUUAUAAUAGUGGAGUUAAUAAUAAUAAUUUAGGUUUACAACCUUCUUUUUUCGAAUGCUUCUUUCAAUUAAUUUCACCCAAACUUUUAUCACCGAACAAUUCUUUUGCUGGAAAUAAGCCUGAUACCUCUUUUGCUGGAAAUAAGCCUGAUACCUCUUUUGCUCUGUUUGGAAAGGACAAUUUAAAAAAGGAUAUAACUAUUAACAAUCAAAAUGAUGAUCAAGAUAAUCAUUUAGUUCUUCUAGAACCGGUUCAUUUAAAAGAUUCCUUCCAAUACCCCACAUUUGAUUUAUCAUCUCAUUAUUUAAAUCCAUCGAUUUCGCUUGAUCUCUUAAUAGAUAGUUCUAGAAAUAAUCAAACCAAUCAAACUAAUACAAAUAAUACAAAUUUAAUAGAUAGAUCAAACUGUACGGUUAAUGAUGAUGAGGGACGGAUUGAUGUUAUACUUGUUAAUGGUGAAUCAACAAAAAGAGUUUCAGAAGAAUUUACAAAAAUAUUUAAUUCAGAUAUCGAUAUAUCUCAAGAAAUUGAAAUGUUUGAUCAGAUACUAAAAAUUUUAUAA